Messenger RNA from Vollenhovia emeryi, 2105 nucleotides. RefSeq lists its product as uncharacterized. The coding region runs from base 834 to 2105 and encodes 423 amino acids. The record is from RefSeq and is a predicted model, not a curated record. Gene Ontology annotation, molecular function: DNA binding; nucleotide binding; DNA-directed DNA polymerase activity. NCBI's taxonomy places the organism in Eukaryota, Metazoa, Arthropoda, Insecta, Hymenoptera, Formicidae. Gene Ontology annotation, biological process: DNA replication. The transcript has a single exon.
AUACAAUAGUUGACAACAAUUACAUAAAAAGUUACCUAUAUUAUUAGUUUUAUCACUAUCAGAAGCUGCAUUCUCUGGCAUAUCGUAAUCUGGAGGCCAGUCCUCGUCUGACAGCGAAGACGAGGACUGGCUUCCAGAUUACGGUAUGCCAGAGAAUGCAGCUUCUGAUAGUGAUGAAACUGAUAAUAUAGGUAACUUUUUAUGUAAUUGUUGUCAACUAUUGUAUCAAAUAAAUUUUACAAUAACUUUCACUGAACUUCGUUGUAUUAAACUUGUAUUAAAAUUGUUGUGAUAAACAAUAGUAUUUCAUUUUUUUCGUAGUGGGUACCCGGGUACCCGGUUGUGACCGCGACGUAUGUUUACUUUAGAUUCGAUUAUUAUGACUCAAAGAAAUUUUUAAACAAUCUUCAAUACACUAUUUGCUUUGAAUUGAGUUAAAUAACGACGAUCCGGGGGUUUAUCGCGGAAUUUUGAUUCUUUAUCGAGUUACAUAAAAAAAGGACGAGGUGGGUACACGGGUACCCGGUUAUGCACACAAGGGUUAACCUCCAUACGACCAUUUUUCACUGAGAUACAGCCUGUCAAAAAUCACUAAAAAAUUUGGGAAAUUUUUUUGUUCCCUUAAUUUUUUCCAGUAGUGUAUAACAAAUAUAUAUGUAAAUUGUGAGAAAUAAAGGUUCCUUCGUUUUAACUUUAAAUAGACUAUAUCUCCGUGAAAUUAUCCGUCGCCGCCAUCUUACAUGCCUCAUCCGUGUCAAUAGACAUUUCAUUCCUCUCACCCUUUGUACUCCAACCCCGCAGUAUUGCGCUCUGUCCAGAUAUUUUUUACGUCCAUGGUUGCGAUAUUCUUCGAACAUUCUCAGCAUCUACAUGUGCUGUAUGGGGACGUAAAUAAUCUGUACGGGUGGGCAAUGUGUCAGCCGCUGCCUUACGCGAAUUUUCAAUGGGUCACUAACGUUGCUGAUUUUAAUGCAAACGCGAUCGCUCCGGAUGCACUCACGGGGUACAUUCUCGAGGUCGAUCUCGAGUAUCCACAGCAUCUUCACGACGCGCACGCUGAUCUACCGUUUUGUCCAACGCGUGAUAAGCCACCCGGCAAGCGGCAGAACAAACUUCUCGCGACAGUGUAUGAUAAGAAGCGUUACAUCAUACACUACCGUAAUCUGCAGCAGUGCACGCGUCACGGCUUGCGCGUCACAAAGAUACAUCGUAUAUUGGAGUUUUCACAAUCUCCAUGGCUUCACAAAUAUAUCGAGCUUAAUACUCAGUUUAGAACAUGCGUGACAAACGAUUUCGAAAAAAAUUUGUACAAAUUAAUGAACAACGCGGUAUUCGGUAAAACAAUGGAAAACGUGCGGAAUCACGUUGACGUUAAACUUAUAACUAAAUGGGACGGUCGCUACGGUGCCGAGGCGAUGAUCUCCAAACCGAAUUUUCAUAGUCGCAGCAUUUUUUCCGAAAACUUAAUUGCCGUGGAGUUGCGAAAACUCGAGGUAAAAUUCAACAAGCCGAUCUAUGUGGGUAUGUGCAUCCUCGACAUAUCCAAGAUCUGCUUGUAUGAAUUUCACCAUGAAUAUAUGCUACCCCUGUACAGAGGCAAGUGUAAAAUUAUGUACAUCGAUACGGACAGUCUCAUAUACCACGUCGAGUGCGAGGAUGUAUACGAGACUGUGAAACGCGAUAUACGCAGAUUCGACACGAGCGAUUAUCCAGAUGACAACGCGUACGGUAUACCGCAUGCAAAUAAGAAAGUCCCCAGUCUCAUGAAAGAUGAGAAUAAUGGGGCAAUUAUGACCGAAUUCGUCGGACUCAGGGCGAAAAUGUAUGCUUUGAGAGUAUACGGUAAAAGCGACGCGAAAAGGGCGAAGGGGGUUAAAAGCAACGUGGUAGCGCGAACAAUAACUUUUGAAGAUUACACGCGAUGCUUGAGAGACGAGAUCGAGAUGACUCGUCGCCAGUCGUGCAUACGAUCGAAGCUACAUCAAGUCUACACCGUAUCCGAGACCAAAAUCGCCCUGAGUUCGCACGAUGAUAAACGAUACAUCGUGCCUGACUCAACCGACACUUUGCCAUGGGGGCAUUACCGGGUACCCUGUAACGUAUAA